UACUCGGUCGCUUUGUUUAGUGACGGUCUGAAACUUCGAAAUAACACUCACUCAACACCUCACACACAAUAUUCAUUAUUGCAAUCAAUUCCCUUUAUAAAUACAACGAAAAACAUGCUACCAAUACAGAGGACUUUGCUUCAACCCUUAACGAAAGGAUUGAGGAACUAUUCGAACGUAGCUCCAACAACCAAACUCUUCAUCGAUGGACAAUUCGUCGAAUCAAAAACAUCCGAUUGGGUGGACCUGCACAACCCAGCAACCAACGAAGUAGUUACCAGGGUUCCUUUGACUACUAACGAAGAAAUGGAGGCAGCUGUUGAAUCCUGCAAGAGAGCCUACGAAUCCUGGAGCAAAACCACAGUAUUGACCAGACAACAGUAUAUGCUCAAACUGCAAGCUUUAAUCAGGAGGGACCUCAAGAAGAUCGCUGACAACAUAACAACGGAACAAGGGAAGACUCUGAUAGAUGCCGAAGGAGAUGUUAUGAGGGGGAUACAGGUGGUAGACCAUAGCUGCGCAGCUGGAACUCUUUUACAAGGGGAGUCCUUACAAAACAUAGCCAAGGAUAUGGAUAUAGUUUCCCACAAAUGCCCCUUAGGCGUAACUGCCGGAAUAUGCCCCUUCAACUUCCCCGCCAUGGUUCCCCUUUGGAUGUUCCCCCUAGCGCUCAUUGCUGGAAACACAAUGCUCGUCAAACCCUCCGAGAGAGAUCCUGGAGCUACCAUAAUGCUGAUGGAACUUCUGAACGAAGCCGGAGUUCCCCCUGGCGUUGUAAAUGUGAUUCAUGGUACCCACGAUUCGGUCAACUUCAUAUGCGACCAUAAGGACAUCAAAGCCAUAAGCUUUGUUGGCUCCGACAAGGCUGGAAAAUACAUAUACGAACGAGGUGCGAGGAAUGGAAAGCGGGUGCAGUCCAAUAUGGGCGCUAAAAAUCACGCUAUAGUCAUGCCUGACGCUGAUAAAGAAGCCACCAUUAAUCAGAUCAUCGGUGCUUCUAUGGGAGCUGCUGGCCAGAGAUGCAUGGCCAUCAGUGUCUGCAUCCUGGUUGGAGAAAGCCAGAAAUGGAUCCCAGACUUGGUCAAGAAGGCUAAGGAAUUGAAGGUCAACGCCGGGCAUGAGCCUGGUACUGAUUUGGGACCUGUCAUAUCUCCUCAGGCGAAGCAGAGGAUUUUGGACCUCGUGGAAGCUGGAAUCAAGCAGGGUGCCAAGUGUGCCCUUGAUGGAAGAAACAUCAAGGUUGAAAAAUACCCCAAUGGCAACUUCGUAGGCCCUACAAUCCUCACAGAUGUCACCGUCGAUCAAGAUUGCUACAAAGAAGAAAUCUUCGGCCCUGUUCUUUCUGUAAUAUCAGCUAACACCUUGGAAGAUGCCAUAAACAUCAUCAACUCGAACCCAUAUGGUAAUGGUACGGCUAUAUUCACUUCCAACGGAAGUUCGGCCAGACAGUUCGUCAACGAUGUAGAUGCUGGACAGAUUGGGGUGAAUGUCCCCAUUCCAGUACCCUUGCCCAUGUUCAGUUUCACCGGGUCCAGAGGAAGCCAUCAUGGCGAUUUGCACUUUUAUGGAAAGCAAGGACUGAACUUCUACACCCAGACGAAGACUAUAACUUCUUUGUGGAGGAAAGGACAAGCAUCAACGAAAGCCUCAGUUUCUAUGCCUGUUCACAACUGAUUAAAUAUAGGUUAGGUUAGGUGGAUCAAGAAAAAAUGUCUUCCAUAUUAUUAUAUAUUAGAAAAAAUAUUUUUCUCUGAAUUGUCAUAUCGAAACUACCAAUAUUUCAUAUUCAAAAACUGCCGUUGGAAAGGAUAAAAUAAAUAUAUGAAAUGGA
Messenger RNA from Coccinella septempunctata (seven-spotted ladybird), 1831 nucleotides. RefSeq names its product probable methylmalonate-semialdehyde dehydrogenase [acylating], mitochondrial. Gene Ontology annotation, molecular function: methylmalonate-semialdehyde dehydrogenase (acylating, NAD+) activity; malonate-semialdehyde dehydrogenase (acetylating, [NAD(P)+]) activity. The transcript has 5 exons. Lineage: Eukaryota; Metazoa; Arthropoda; Insecta; Coleoptera; Coccinellidae. Bases 115 to 1674 code for a protein of 519 amino acids. Gene Ontology annotation, biological process: thymine catabolic process; L-valine catabolic process. Gene Ontology annotation, cellular component: mitochondrion. The record is from RefSeq and is a predicted model, not a curated record.